UAAAAAGACUACAAUAAAUUUAGUAUAAUAACAUCCCAAUAUCAAGUCUGAGACUUGAAUUCUUAUGAAUUUGAGAUAUCAGUGUCCCCUAAUCAUCCAACCAGAGAUCACGUGAUCAAUGGUUUUGGACUUGACUGAUUUCCUAAAAAAAAAAAGAUUGGCCGACCCGCAUAGCCCAAAACCUAGCAUCUCACAAUAAACUCGCGUUCAAUUACACGGAAAAAAUGGGCCACCUGUAAAGCUGUGCAGAACUCCCUCUCUCGGCCUGUGGCCUCCGGACAACCAGUCAACCAGGGACGAGAGCGCGUCGCGCGCACGAGCAGGCGCCGGAGACAUGGCCACGGCGGCGCACGCGAGACGGCUGGCGCCCUCGCGCGACGACCCUUUGGCCGCCCCGACGUCGGGCAAGUCUCAGUUCGACCUCUCGUCGGGGGCGGCCACGGCCGUGGUGUUCCUCUCCAUCGUGCUCUGCUUCAUCCUGCUCUGCACCUACUGCCGCUGCGCUCGGCAGCGGGCCAUGGCGGCCGCGCGCGGCGGCCGUGCCAUGCGCCACGGCUUCCCGAGCGCCCUCCUCCGCCCAGCCGACGGCGCGGCGCUCCCCGUGGUGCGCUACGCCGACGCCGGCGCUUACGCUGGCGCCAAGAAGGGGCAGCAGCCCGAGGGGGACUGCCCCGUCUGCCUCGAGGCCUUCGGCGACGACGACGGCGUCAAGGUCGUCCCGGCGUGCGGCCACGUCUUCCACGCCCCCUGCAUCGACCGGUGGCUCGACGUGCGCAACUCAUGCCCCGUCUGCCGGUGCGUCGUGGUCUGCUACUACGCCGACCACGCAGGCCCGGAUGCCGGCCACGACGGCGACGACCAGGAGAUCGUCCUGGAGCGCGUGGUCGCCAUGAUCGAAGCGAUAAGAGAAGAGGAGGCCGCGGCGAGGCGCGCGCCGGCGACCGCGAGGGCGGGCGGGUGAUGACGCGUACGUGCCUGGGGUUGUACAGGCACAGCUAACCUUACUUGCAGAUUUCGGAGCGGCCACCGCAUGUUUCAAGACCAGUUCAGUUCACAAGCCAUGCUUCGAGUUUCAACCAAGAGCGGCAUGUUCAAAGCCUUGCCUUUGAACAUAGGAUUCUAUCAGCCGACCCAAACUUUCACUGAAGCUGCUGAGUGCCAAGGACAUUCGAAGGGCCACCGUAUUAAUGCAAUCUCUCAUUUCUUGAUCGGCAAAAUACCAGAUGCAGGCCAAGACUUCUCCAGGCACCAAUGCAUGAUCAUCAUCCCAGGUGGACCCAAACAACUGUUUUCCUCAAUGAUGACCUGACUGCCAACAGUUUCAGAUUGCCCAAUAAUCCCCUAUUUCUUUCUUCACUACUCACCUAAAUAAUUGUAGUUGGGAAGAACUAGACUAGUUAUCCCCAACUACAAUUAUUUAGGAACAGAGGGAGUACUAGAGAUAUCUUGUAACCAUUGCUUUGUUGGGUCCCAUUGUCACAUUCAAUCAGAGAAGCUAUGCAAAAUUAUGCUUGACAGAAUGCUGUCCUCAA
Molecule: messenger RNA, 1532 nt
Organism: Hordeum vulgare subsp. vulgare (domesticated barley)
Lineage: Eukaryota; Viridiplantae; Streptophyta; Magnoliopsida; Poales; Poaceae
Product: RING-H2 finger protein ATL39-like
Exons: 2
Coding region: 335-961 (208 amino acids)
Source: RefSeq, a predicted model, not a curated record